This is a messenger RNA of Pseudocercospora fijiensis CIRAD86, 780 nucleotides long. RefSeq lists its product as uncharacterized. The record is from RefSeq and is a predicted model, not a curated record. The transcript has a single exon. The coding region runs from base 594 to 770 and encodes 58 amino acids. NCBI's taxonomy places the organism in Eukaryota, Fungi, Ascomycota, Dothideomycetes, Mycosphaerellales, Mycosphaerellaceae.
UCGAGAAGCUAUGGAGCCUUCCGAAUGUGGGCGUGGCGGGCCGGUUUCCAUCUCAAGUGAGUGUACGUGAUUGACGUCUCUGAGGUUGCCUCCUGGCACUCUGCGUAGCUGAUGAUGAAGGGGUUGCAUGCCUUCGAACCCAGAUGACUCGCGUGCUUGGUCGCUAUCGGACGGAUAUUGGCUCUGGUAUGCACUGCUGCGAUCUCGCAAGCUCCAACGUCCAGGGCCAGCAAGCAAGUCGUGCAUGCGAGCGUCAGAAGACCGCGAAUGAUACUGUGGAUCGCCUGCCAUUGUUCGUGGUGGCUCUGAUGGCGUGUUACCAGCGAUCGUGCCUGGAGGCAGAUCGAAGUUGGCUCGGUCGCGGAAAAGCGGUAUUGGCAUCAUCUCAGUAGACACGGAACUCAGUGAAGUGCCGCCCAGCCCUCCGGACAUCAUUGGCAGUUCUGGGGCGCCCGUUGCAUCAACAAUCACGAUUGACCGGCUUCCAUUGGUGACGUGAGUGUCUCUACCAAAGUCUCUUGCCUCGAAGGACGGUUGCGAAGACUCUGGAAUCGGUGGUGGAGGCGGUAGAGAAUUAUCCUUGUAUGCUGUUGAUGGUCGUGGGGUAUCUGCUCUCUCUGGCUCUGACAUGUUGUCCUGGUCUUUUUCUUUCUCGGGGCCCGUACGAGAAGUCUCCUCCCAGGCCGACUUGUACGCAGUUUCAAUCCGAAGUCCAAGAAUAUCCAGUCUGGCUGGUCCAGGGAGCUGCUGCCAGUCCGGCUGUGGUUUAGGGUUCAACGC